AUGAAAUAUCAGUUAGUGGUUGAGUUGCAUCAGCUUAGGCAAGAACCAGGGCAAUCUAUCAAUGACUACUAUGAUCAUCUUCGCUUCAUUUGGGACCAAAUUAACCUUUUUGAUCCAACUUGGGCAUGCUUGAAGGAUGCUCAACGAUAUGCUACUGUUCAAGAUAAAUUUCAUCUCUAUGAAUUCUUGAUGUUGCUUCACAAUGACUAUGGGCCCAUUCGAGGUCAGUUUCUUAAUUGCAGUUUUCCUCCCUCUCUUGAUACUACUAUAAAUGAGUUGAUUGGAGAAGAAGCUUGUCUUGUAACCCUUCAAACCCAGAAUAAGCUUAAUGUUCUGGCUACUGCUCCCUUUGCUCCCCCCACAGAGCAACCUUUGCAAUCAGGGUUUAAUGCCUCUAGCUUUGGCAAUCAUUGCAAGCAGUCCAACAAAAAGUUUUGUAACUAUUGCAAGCGUCCUGGCCACACUAUUGAGACUUGUUACCGUCGCAACAAAUCUACUGCUGUUGUUGCUAAUACUGAGUCUACUCCACCAAUGUCUUUUGUUUCAGCUGAGUCAUAG
Messenger RNA from Quercus robur (English oak), 558 nucleotides. RefSeq lists its product as uncharacterized. The coding region runs from base 1 to 558 and encodes 185 amino acids. Lineage: Eukaryota; Viridiplantae; Streptophyta; Magnoliopsida; Fagales; Fagaceae. The record is from RefSeq and is a predicted model, not a curated record. The transcript has a single exon.